GCUACCGGCGCCAUAUUUUUCAGUAGAGUGCUCACCACUGGAAGCCAACUGUCGCAGUCAACCGUCUCGUCCCCCGGGUCAGGCACCACAGGGGGGGACGCGAAGGAAGCGUGAGUCUGGAGGAGGAGGCUGUAGUAGGAGGGUCAUGGCAUCCAUUCUUCUGAGGAGCCCUGGCAGCUGGGCACCCGCCCGCUUCCCCAUGCCCGUCGCCGCAGCGUGGGACGGUGGCCUGGGGGACGGUCCCACGUACCAACACCGUACCAACACCGUUGGGCUGGUCAGCCGCAUGGAUGCGCCAUUUGGCUGCUGCGCUCGUGUCCACUCAUUGUACCGCUCCUUCAGAGGCCAUUGCUUCCACAGCUGGCCUCUGAGGCCCGAGCGCUUGCACACGGUGGCAUCCGCCCCGCGUUUGGUUGUCAUAGGACCUGGGGACCUUCCUGUGCGCUGCUGGCACUCGUCGUACCCCCUCAGCAGUAACUCCACAGUGACAUCUCCCAAGUCCCUCAGGGACAAGAAUAAGAAGCUAGAGGAAGGUAGCCCUGUGUCCAACACCACCGCGGAGCGGGCAGUGAAGCCUGGCCUCAAGCAGAGGAUCCUAGACGGGCUGAAGCACGUUUACCACGGCUUCCGCCUGCUCUGGAUCGACACCAAGAUCGCUGUGCGCACGCUCUGGAAGAUUCUCAAGGGCCAGACCCUGAGCCGCAGGGAGCAUAAGCAGUUAGUUCGGGUCUGCGCUGACCUCUUCCGCCUUGUACCACUCCUUGCCUUUGUGGUAGUGCCAUUCAUGGAGUUUCUGCUACCCAUUGCCCUCAAACUCUUUCCCAACAUGUUGCCAUCCACGUUUGAGACACAAUCUAUCAAGGAAGAGAAGCUGAAAAAGAAGCUGCGGGUCAAGCUGGAGCUGGCCAAGUUCCUACAGGACACUGCUGAGGAGAUGGCCUCUAGGAACAAGGCAGCCACCGGGAGCACUGCCAAAGACUUCUCCCAGUUUUUCCAGAAGAUCAGAGAAACUAAUGAAAGACCUAGCAAUGAGGAAAUCGUGCGUUUUUCCAGGUUGUUUAAGGAUGAGCUGACCCUGGGUAACCUGCCCCGGCAGCAGCUGAUGGCUCUGUGUAAGCUGCUGGGACUCCAGGCCAUUGGCACCAACAGCUUCCUACGCUUCCAGAUUACCAUGCAGCUGAGGUCCAUAAAGGCUGAUGACGAGCUGAUUGCUAAAGAAGGGGUAGACAGCCUGAAUGUCACGGAGUUGCAAUCAGCCUGUCGGGAGAGAGGCAUGCCUGUCCUGGGUGUCACAGAAGAUCGGCUGAGGGACCAGCUGAAGCAGUGGCUGGACUUGCACCUGCACCAAAAGAUCCCCACUUCACUACUUAUAUUAUCUCAAGCUAUGUAUUUCCCAACCACCUUCUCUCCUACUGACCAGCUCACAUCCACACUGCAGAAGCUUCCAGAGACUGUGGUGAAGGGAGCCCAGGUUCAAGUGGCCAAUGUUAAAGGCAGUCAGGUGGACAACAAGAUGAAGCUAGAGGCCACGCUGCAGGAGGAGGCAGCCAUCCAACAGGAGCACUGGGAGAAGGAACUACAGAUGCUGUCCCAAGCAGUGGUAGAAGACACCUCUGGGAGGCCAAUGGCUGACCAGCAGCUGGAAGUGUCAGAUAGGAGUCUGCCAUCAGAGUCCCAUCUCAUUGCCCCUGUGGUUGAGGUGUUGAAGGAAGAGGAAAUAACUAAGGAAGAAAUCCACAUACUCAGCAGUGCCUGUUCUCAACUGAAGGAGCAGAGGAAGUCCCUAUCCAAGGAGAAAGAAGAGCUUGAACUGCUGAAGGAAGAUGUCCAGGACCACAGUGAGGACUUACUAGAGAUCAAGAAGGAACUUUUGAAGACUGGUGGAAAAAAACAUGUGGAAGCACCUAAAGCCAGCCAGAGGGUAAAAAAGAGAGUCCAGCAGAUGAUUGGACAGAUACACAGCUUGAUCUUGCAGCUGGAGACAGACCAGAAGGCUGGCAAGCUAGAGCCAGCAAAGGGCUCACUCACAGGGACAGAAAUUGUCAGUAUCACUGAGCUCGCCAGUGCCCUGAAGCAAAUCAAGCACAUUCCAGAAACUAAGCUGAUCCACUUGGCCUCAACAUUUGAUAAGAAUAAGGAUGGCAAGAUCAACAUUGACAAAUUCAUGAAUAUGGUUGAGCUGAUAGACAAAGAAGACAUUGACAUCCCCACCAGCCAGGUGGCCACAGUUUUGGCAAUGCUGGAAAAGGAGGAGAUGAUAAAGAAGGCCAAAGAAAGGGCUGAGAAGGAGGCUGCAGGAGUGAAGGCUUAGGGCUGUCCCAGCUCCCUGGCAUGUUGGUGGUGCUGCUCAUAUCUGCUUCCAUCACUGCACCAGCUGCUGUGCCGAUGACCCCAGUGGUGAUUGCUUUGAGGGAUCCAUAGUGGCAAAUGUAAUAUUUUGCCUUGAAUGAAUCAGAAACUUCAAUUAAAACACACAUAAAAAGAAAUUGGGAGAUAUUUCUUGUUCACAGAUAGGAAGGAAUAGUCCGCAUGGUUAAGAUGUCAUUUCUUUUCAGAUUGUUCUACAGUUUCAACAUAACCCCAAUUAAAACUCAGCAAGUUUCUUUGUGGAUUUUGUCAGAAUAGCCAAUAAAAUUACAAAAAAGAACAGUCAGAGGACUGAUGCUACUCAACUUCAAAUCUAUCAUAAUGGAACAGUAAUCCACAUAGUGUGGUAUUGGUGAAAGAAAAGACAAAUAGAUCAAUGAACAGAAAAGGGGGGCUAGCACUAGACCUUUACAAAUAUCUUUUGACAGUUGUCUUAACAGAUAAAAAAAUAGUUUUUCAAUAAACAGUGCUGGAACAACUGGAAUAUAUAUGCAACAAAAAAAAUCUAGACAGACUUUUACACCUUUAAAAAAAUAGCUCACAAUAGAUUAUAGACCUAAACAUAAGACUAUUAAUGUUCCACAAGAUAACUUAGAAGAAAAUUGUGAAACUUUGGGUUUGGCAGUGAGUUUUCAGAUACAACAUAAGUAUGAUCCAUAAAGGAGAAAGUGGAUAAAUUGGGCUCCAUUAAAAUUAAAAAUCUGUUCCACAGAAGACACUGCUAAGAAAAUGAAAAGACAAGCCACACCAGCUAAAACACAUCUGUUAAAGGACUUGUACUCAAGUCUUCUUAAAACUCAACAAUAAGCAAACAACCCAACUUUAAAAAUGGGCACUUCUUGGGGUGUAGCUCAGUGGUAGAGCACUUGCCUACCAUGUUAAAGGCCCUAGGUUUGAUCCCCUGCACAUAAGCACACACAAAAGCAAGAUAUCUGAAUACGCACUUCACCAAUGAAGAUAAUGCAGAUGGCAACGUGCAUAUGAGAAGAUGUUGGACAUAAUUUGUCACUAAGAAGCUGCUAAUUAAAGCAAUGAGACACCCUACACAUCUAGUUAGAAUGGCUAAAAUCCAAAUCACAAAAUCCCAAAUGCUAUCAAGGAUGCAAGAACAAUAGGAACUCUCUUCAUUGCUUACAGUGAUGCAAAAUGGUCCAGCCACUGGGGAAGACAGUUUGGCAGUUUGUUACAAAGCUAAACAUACUCUUAGCAUACAAUCCAGCAAUUAUGCUCUUAGAUGUUUACCCAGUUACGUUGAACACUGCUGUCCAUACAAAAACUGACACAUGUAUCGAGUACCUUUGUCUAUGAUCACCAAAAAGUGGAAUUAUCAAGGUAUCCUUCUGUAGGUAAAGGCAUGAAUUGUGGUACAGCCUUACAAUGAAAUAUUAUUCAACAGUAAGAAAUGAACUAUGAGACCACAAGCAGACAUGGAGAAAGCUCAAAGGCUCUUUACUACUUGAAAGAAACCAGCUGGAAAGACUACACUGUAUGAUUCCUACUAUAUAAUCUAGAAAAGGCAAAACCAUAGAGACAGUAAAAAGUUUCCAGAAGCUUAGGAAUAGGGUCUAGGGAGGUAAGGAAGUAUAGGGGUAGCCAAGGGGAUUUUUUAGGCCAGUGAAACUGUUUUGUAUGAUACUAUAAUAUUGGAUACAUGACAUUCAGUUGUCAAACCUAUAGAAGUGAACCAGACAGAGAACCCUAGUGUAAACUAUGGACUUUGAUUAGUAAUAUGUAUUAACACAUAUUAUGUCAAUGUUGGUUCAUUGUAACAUCAAACGAUGCAAGAUAUUAAUACAGGGAAAGCAUGGGGGGGGCAGUGGAGGAGGCAUGUUGGAACUCAAUUUACCUCCAAAUCUAGAACUAUUUUUUUAAAGAGUAAAAACUAUUAAGUUAAAACAUA
Messenger RNA from Ictidomys tridecemlineatus (thirteen-lined ground squirrel), 4267 nucleotides. Its product is annotated as mitochondrial proton/calcium exchanger protein. Gene Ontology annotation, biological process: intracellular monoatomic cation homeostasis. The record is from RefSeq and is a predicted model, not a curated record. Gene Ontology annotation, cellular component: mitochondrial inner membrane. NCBI's taxonomy places the organism in Eukaryota, Metazoa, Chordata, Mammalia, Rodentia, Sciuridae. Gene Ontology annotation, molecular function: calcium ion binding; ribosome binding.